Vicia faba (fava bean) is the source of this 591-nucleotide messenger RNA. The record is from the annotation of a GenBank genome assembly. NCBI's taxonomy places the organism in Eukaryota, Viridiplantae, Streptophyta, Magnoliopsida, Fabales, Fabaceae.
AUGGCCGCAUCUUUAUUCAGAAACCGUUCCACAUUGUCUGUACACAAUUUGUUCACCAAUGCUCUUCGUCGUCUCUCUUCAGCACAGGUUUCAAACGCCAUUCCCGAUGAGGCACGUGAGAGAAUGAUGUACUCAGACAUAAACUCACAGAUUGGGAGUUGUAUGCCUCUCUCUGCAAUGCGAAUUGGAACUAUCAUUCACAACAUUGAGCUGAACCCUGGGCAAGGUGGAAAGCUUGUUCGAGCGGCCGGAACCAAUGCAAAGAUCUUGAAAGAGCCCACAUCAGCAUACUGUUUAGUCCAACUUCCAUCCGGUGUUAAAAAGUUGAUUGAUUCUCGAUGCAGGGCCACUGUUGGUACUGUCUCUAAUCCAACUCACGGAGAUCGCAAGCUCAGGAAGGCUGGCCAUAGCAGAUGGCUUGGUCGGAGACCCGUUGUUCGGGGUGUGGCUAUGAAUCCUGUUGAUCAUCCUCAUGGAGGAGGAGAGGGCAAGAGCAAGAGUAGUGGUGCGUGGGGGAAAGGAUCCCGCACUCCUUGGGGAAAGCCGACUAAGGGUGGCUUCAAGACUGGACCUCUUAAGCGCAAAAAGUAG